Messenger RNA from Ornithodoros turicata, 1357 nucleotides. Its product is annotated as transcription factor Adf-1-like. The transcript is spliced from 5 exons. The coding region runs from base 265 to 1164 and encodes 299 amino acids. Gene Ontology annotation, molecular function: DNA binding. NCBI's taxonomy places the organism in Eukaryota, Metazoa, Arthropoda, Arachnida, Ixodida, Argasidae. The record is from RefSeq and is a predicted model, not a curated record.
UUGCGAACACCUCCGGCCUAUCGGUUGCCAUGGCAGCGAACGAACGGCUCGCUGCGGCGCGCGCCAGUCUAGUCCCCACUGAUGCGAAGCGUUCCGUCUGAAAGCGUUGCGACGUCACCAGUCUGUGAGAUGCGACGGCUCCCUGCAGACGCGUAACGUUGUUUCGGGCAUCCUCGGAGGUUCACAACUACCUAGUUUGUGAAAUGUAAUGCGCUGUGCGUAGUCGUAUUCGGCAGACAGGACGGUAUUGGACUAGCUGCGCACAUGCCGCUCUGCAUCGGAUCGACCAUGGCAGCCAUAAUGUGGGAUUACGCGAGGCAAGAACGGCUGUGCGCAGAGGUGGCAAAGCACCCCUUAUUAUUCGACAGGAAAACUUCGGGUUAUAGCGAUCCCGUGCAAAGGUCACAUGCAUGGCGUGUCAUUGGGAGAGCUCUAAACUACCCAGAUGAGGAGUGUCACAAACAGUGGCGUACGAUACGUGACAAGUACGUGCGUGAAGUUCGCCAGGGGAGAGAAGACGGUGACACAGGAAUGGAUCAAGUGCAGUCGAGCUGGCCACUCUUUAGAUGCUUGGGAUUUUUAAGAGGUCACAUUCAAAUGAGAAGGAACCAUCGGAUGCUCGAACAAGAUCGCGCUGAUAAACAGUGCCAAGCGGCAGCAUCUGGGACGGAUAUGAUACUGCAGUGUGACGUGGAGACACCAAGGUUACUCGAAGUUCUGGUGAAUGGUGGCGAUGCGUCUUCGACUGAAGAACCUGCGGUCAAAAUCACUGGAAGCGUGGGAGAGUACUGGGAGCACGAGGAAAGCCACGAGGACACUUCCGAAGCGUCGGACACAUUCCGCGAACUGCAGCAACAAGAGAUGCGCUACGAAAGCCCGGUGCGGAGAUCGGUAAAGCGAAGGCAAACACACGCCACCAGUGUUACUCUUCCCACUGCAUCGACAGAUGAGUUACCCACGGUAAAGCAAGAGAGGGUCAACGGCGAUCAUUGCCAUAGAGAACACAUUGACGUUAGGGACUGUGACGUUAUGUUCCUCUUGAGUUUGAAAGAGACGCUUAAAUCGCUGCCACCGAGGAAAAAGAGAUUGGCGCAGUUGAAGUUCCAACAAGUUCUCUACGAUCUAGAAUUUGGCGAUGAUGUGUCGAUGACUGAUUGUACAUAGGGUUCGAUAACCAUGACGUACCGAUAUGACGGUGCCCCAGCGCAAGGGAAUAAUGAACAUGUGGUUUGUUUCAUCUGUAUUAUCAUCAUAAUCCUAUCGUCCACAUAACUAUUUUUAUUAAAAGAUGCCUCCAAGCCCUUCAUUUCACUGUGAAAAUAGACCAAAAGCCAGGGGACAUCUGUUUUGUGAUUGU